This is a messenger RNA of Rubroshorea leprosula, 4975 nucleotides long. The record is from the annotation of a GenBank genome assembly. Lineage: Eukaryota; Viridiplantae; Streptophyta; Magnoliopsida; Malvales; Dipterocarpaceae.
CCCCUUCACAUUAUUCUCCCCUCUUUUCUGCUGUACAAUCUCCAAACAUUUCUCUCUUCCAAACUAUUGUAUCAAAUAUGGAGGCUAAACUUCUUGGUCCUCUUGUGGAUGUCACAAUAUCUAAGGUGAUUUCAGUUACUACUGAGCAACUCAACUUAGCAGUGGGAUUCAAGCAAGAACUCAAGAAGUUUCAUGUGAUGUUGAGAACGCUGGAGGGCGUGCUGCAAGAUGCUGAAGAGAAGAAGGUGACAAGUCACUCUGGUCUGCAACCUUGGCUUGAUGAGCUUGGAAAUAUAGUUGAUGAAGCUGACGAUGUGGUAGAUGAGAUUGCAUAUGAACAUCUACGGUACAAGGUAGCUCAAAUGUGGGAAAAGGUCAGCUAUUUCUUUACUCUUUCCAAUCCUUUAGCUUUUCGCCUUAAGAUAGCUAACAGGAUUAAGAAUUUAAACUUAGAACUAGAUGACCUUAAUAAGAGGGCCACUGGGUUAGGGUUGCAAUAUAGACUUGCAAGCAAGCAUCCUGAACAUAUAGAAACCCAACAAAUAGAUUCCUCAAUUGGUGAUCCAUCAAAAAUUGUAGGAAGAGAAAAUAAGGUCCUAGAAGUUGUUCAAUCAUUGAUUGACUCAAGUAAUGAUCAACCUCUCCUUGUUGUAUCCAUGGUGGGUAUGGGAGGCAUAGGCAAAACUACUGUGGCCAAACUAGUGUUAGAAAUGUUGCAAGCUGUUGCUGAAAAUGUUUCUGUGGAUGAAAGUCAACAUAUUGUAGUUCAGAAACUAAAAGAACAUUUGAGGGAGAAAAAAUAUCUUCUCGUAUUAGAUGAUGUAUGGAAUGAAGAUUGGCAAAAAUGGGAAUCCUUAAGGAGCUGUUUGUUGGGAAUAGGUAAAAAUGUUGGGAAUAGAGUUCUUGUCACAACUCGAAGUGAAAAUGUAGCUUCCACAAUGGGAACACUUUUGGAGCAUAGGCAUCAUCUUGAAAAGCUAACAAAUGAGGAUUGUUGGUCCAUAAUCAAGAAAAGAGCAUUUGGCAGCUCAUCAUUCCCUUUAGAAUUGGAAGGGAUUGGAAUGGAUAUUGCUAGCAAAUGUAGAGGUUUGGCAUUAGUUGCAAAUAUUAUUGGGGGGAGUUUGUGCAAUAAUAGGAAGAAGGAUGACUGGUUAUCAAUUAAAGAUAAUAGUGAAGUAUGGGGUUCAAUAGAAGAAGCUAAUGGAGUUCUGCGAGUGUUACAAUUGAGCUUCAAUCGCUUGCCAACACCUGCUUUGAAACAAUGUUUUGCUUUUUGCUCUAUUUUCCCUAAAGAUUUUGUCAUGGCAAAGGAGAUGUUAAUCCAGCUCUGGAUGGCUGAAGGAUUUCUUCAGCCUUUUAGUGAAAGAUACAUGGAGAUGGAGGAUAUUGGUGAUAGGUAUUUCAAUGCAUUGUCAUCAUAUUCUUUAUUUCAAGAUGCUGAAAGAGAUUCUUAUGGGAGCAUUAUUGCUUGCAAAAUGCAUGAUUUAGUUCAUGAUCUUGCAAAAUUUGUUUCAAAGUCCCAAACUUUGAUUUUGGAAGAUGGCAGUGGAAGGAAUAUUCCUACAAACAUUCAACAUUUAAAUGUCAUUUCUGGUAAGGGUAUGGCAGCGGCAAGAUUUGGGGAUGCCACUAAAAAAUUGCACACUUUGUUUUCACAAGUUGAUGUCUUUCACAGUAUGUCAAUGAAUUUGAGAAAGGUGCGGGUUCUUAGUUUUUGUGGUGCUAAUAUUGAUGAGUUGCCGGCUUUUUUGGGGAAAAUGAAGCAUUUAAGGUUCUUGGAUGUUUCAGGAACUAGAAUCAAAGAACUUCCUAGGUUCAUCACCAAGCUUUAUCAUUUGCAAACAUUUAGAUUUCUGUAUUGCUGGGAAAUCAACAGGCCUUUGGAAGGAAUAUGGGAUUUAGUCAAUUUGAGACACAUUUAUUUCAACCAGUGGAAUCUUAUGCCAGCAGGCAUUGGUAAACUAACUUGUCUGAAAACAUUACAAUUAUUUGUUGUAGCACAACAGAAGGGACAUCAAAUUGAAGAAUUGGGAUGUUUAAGCCAACUCAAGGGAAAAUUAGAGAUUCGUAAUUUGGAUAUGGUUAGAGACAAAGAAGAAGCCAUGGGAGCAAGACUUAUUGAAAAGGAUGCGAUUCAGGAGUUGCAAUUGGUAUUUGGUGAGGAAUACAAUGGUAGUGAAGAUAGAUGCAAACAUGAUGAAGAUAUCUUAGAAGGCCUCCAACGUCAUUCAAAUUUGAAAGGCCUUAUUGUUGAAAACUAUUGUGGAAAAAGUUGGCCUGCAUGGAUGUCAAAAAUAGAAAUUUCAAUGUUAGACAGGGUGAAUUUUCUCAAAAAUCUAGUGUUCAUGUCCCUUUAUCAAUGUCCCUGGUUGGAAAGAAUUCCAUCACUUUCACUCAAAAGUGAGGCAAAGGUGGAAAUUAAAAAUUGCAAGAAUUUGAAAAGCAUUGCAUGUUGGUUCCUUCAGAAACUCAUCAUUGUGGACUGUGAAGAACUGGUUGAGGUAGGGGUUGGACCAGUUGCCAUGAAGUCUCUCAAAGAAGUACAUAUAGACGGUUGUGGUAAAUUGGAAAAUCUUCUGAUGAUUAGUAAAGUUCAAUCGCUUGAAAAACUUGAACUUCGGCGUUGCUCGGAAUUGAGGAUGAUUGGGGACGAUGCUCGAUUUGCCUCCACGUGUCUGCAAGAGUUAAAUAUUGACGGAUGUGGUAGCUGUGGGACAUUGAAAAGCAUAGGGGAGAGUUCAUCUACCGCUACGUGUCUCAAAAGGUUGAGCAUAAUAGGUUGUAAUGGUCUAACAUCCCUUCCGAGCCUCCAUGGGCUUUCAUCUCUUCAGACUUUAUCGAUAGAGGGUUGUGAUGGAUUAAGAAGUUUGCCAAGUGGGUUGCCAUCAUGCACUGCUCUUGAGGAAUUGGAUAUCUCCAACUGUCAUGAUCUAAUCUCUAUUCCAGAUGAUUUGAGGAGGAGCUGGAGCAUCCCUAAUCCUGCCUGCCUUGCUCGCCUGAAGAGGCUAACUAUUGGUGGUUUCUCAACAGAGCUCAAGGAAUUUCCAGAUCUGGGCUUCAUCGGAUCUCAUCUUCAAUAUAUGACUUUGAUUGCAUGGGGAGAACCAAGAGAAUGUCUGCUGGAUCAAAUUCAACACCUAACUGCCCUUAGGUAUCUCGUGAUAAGGGAUUUUGAUGGACUGGAAGCUUUGCCAAAUUGGUUUGGAAACUUAUCCUCUCUUCGAACUCUGUUUAUUUUGCACUGCAAAUCUCUAAAACAUAUGGAAGCCAUCCGAUGCCUCUCCAAACUAGAAGUCCUUUGUAUUAAUGGAUGCCCCGAGUUAAAGGAAAGAUGCGCAAGUGGAAGUGGUUCCGAGUGGGACUACAUCUCUCACAUUCCACAUAUCGAAAUAGAGAACAGAAUUAUCCAAUUCCAUAGAGAUCCCAUUGAGAUUCCUAGUCGGGUGCAUCAGGGUGAUGAUAAUGAGCAAUUACCAGCGCGGGCUACAGGUUUGAGACGCUUCAUUUGUUGCAGAAACUAAUAAAACAGAAAGUAAAACAAGAUCAAAAGUUGAAGGCGGGCAUCAUGGCUUGGUAGCCCAACCCAGACCAUAGACUUCAAUGCUGAUUGUGAGGGUGAAAAUAAGAUUCAGAGCCAGGCAUAAAAGAGGAUACAAUUUUAAAAAAUGAAGUUGCUCAAACAAGUAUUGUGAAUGCAUGUAGGUUUGUCAAAUGUCAAUUAUCUCAUUCUGUAUGAGAUUUACAUAUCUGCUAUAUAGAUAAUGUAUGUUGUGUAAAAAGGCUGCAUCAUUUUGCAGCUUCUAAUUCUUCAAAUUAAUCUGCAAGCAAUCAGUCUCUAAAACCUUAUGUGAUGUUGGUGACACCAUGCUAAAAGGCCAAAGAGCCAAGCACGACAAUCAUCUCAAAAACCAUUGAGACCUUUUGAUUUUUAUAAGAUCCAUACAUGAAUUCAGUUGCAGACUUGUAAAGAUUUUGAAUUCAAACUUUGAGGAAUCUAUAACUAUGGGGGAUUCAGACUGUGGAGAAGGAAAUGGAAAACAAGUUGAUGAAUGCAAAACAUGGAUUGGAGUUCUGUUAGGUGUUAUGGUUUCCAUAGGGUUUGAUUGCUGUAUUUGUAGACUUGUAAAGAUUUUGAAUUCAAACUUUGAAGAAUCUGUAACUAAGGGGGAUUCAGACUGUGGAGAAAGAAAUGGAAAACAAGCCAGUGUAAUUAACUUUUGAAUUUUUUGUUUAUUUAAAGCAUUGGUUUUUCUUUAAUUUUCUAGACUGAUGUUUGUGGUUAUGAUCCAGAUUGUUGGUUGUUUUAAUUUGUCCACAGGAUUGCAAAACAUGGAUUGGAGUUCUGUUAGGUGUUAUGGUUUCCAUAGGGUUUGAUUGCUGUAUUUGUAGGUUAUUCAUUGGCCUUGAAACACCUAACAAAAUGUUCAUCGAACAAGCAAAAAGCAAUUGGGAAGGCACUGUCACCAAGAGAAAUUAAGAAUGAUUCUGGUCUGUUUCUGGAGAGUUGUCGUUGACUAAGCUUUGCCCCAGACUCUAAGGACAUCUCAAUCCAUAGUGACUCUUAACUCCUUUAAGGGAUUUCAAGAUGAAAACAGUAAGAGUCAACCAUGAGAACCAGUAGCUAACCAUGGAGAUCAAUGGUGUGGUAUUGUAGACCCAGUGGCGGCGAACGUGAUUUGCUCAAUAUGUUUUGUGUCUUGAAAUGGUGAUGAAGAGAUUUGAACCCACUUUCCAACAUAGGUUGCACUUCUCCUGACAAUUCAUCCAACACCAGCUGUGCAAAAAAAAAACAAAAUCAGUUUACACUUGUAGUUUCAUUUAUGCCAGCAACCCGAUGAUGAUAUGGCAAGUCUCCCAAGUGAAGAAAUAUCAUCAAGAUCAAUCAAUGCGAGUGGAAGAUGCAUAAGUCUUUGUGGUGAGCAAGUGCCAUAUUCUGUCAAAUUUGUUGCUAGCUAACAGACAUGAAAUGUGGAAG